This is a messenger RNA of Rhodofomes roseus, 1254 nucleotides long. RefSeq lists its product as uncharacterized. The record is from RefSeq and is a predicted model, not a curated record. The transcript has 2 exons. NCBI's taxonomy places the organism in Eukaryota, Fungi, Basidiomycota, Agaricomycetes, Polyporales, Fomitopsidaceae. The coding region runs from base 102 to 1190 and encodes 362 amino acids.
CCACGACUUGCUCCCUCCCAUCCGUCUCACAACAUCCGAAAAACAACACAUCCUUGGUUGGGGCCGUGGAAGCACAUCCGCCACGGCGAUUACGACCCAUCAUGACUCUAACGCUUGCCCGACUCAGAGACAAUCUUGACGAUCUCUCACCCGCCCAGAGAGCAUGCUUGAUGCUCUUCGGGACGGUGUCGGCGGUCAUCGUGUUUCCGUUCAUGCUUCUGUUUAAUCUCGCGUAUCUUAUUGCGACAAAACUAUGGAUGACUUCACAACCUAAUGAGGUGGAUGGAGAGGAGUUUGAUCUAGGCCCCGCGCGCGAACGUCGUGGAUCAGUGGACUCAGCGAUCUCUUUGCCUCCGUCUUAUCGCAGCCGAGACGCAAGUCCCGUCUUCGACUACUCCAUGCCCACGUCAUCCUCUAGUCCUGAGAUCAGGCAGCUCAGGCGCGCGAAGGUCUACAUUGAUGGCAGCCCUCGCAGCCCUACCUCCUCCACCCAUCAUCCAUCGCCCUCCACCACCGUACUCGUCACAACAACCACCGAAUACGACUACGUCGUCUAUUACUCCUCACGGACUUCAUCGCCGACUUCCUCACGCUCAGCCUCCAGCACCUUCAGUGCACUCCGGCCCGUUCGCCGGCUCUUUCCGUCCUUACACCGCCGCGCGACGUCUGACUCUGACCCUGCCGCGAUGUCCAUCAUCUCCUCGCAGUCUGCGCCCUCAUCGCUCGGCUCAAACUCAUCGUGGUCCUCGCGCUCGGCCUCGGGUACUUCCUUCCACCCGACGCACCGCCGCACGUUCUCGCAGGCAAGCACGCAGUCGGGUGCCACGAGGGCAGACGGGCGCUCGGUGAAUGCGCUUUCUGGCGAGGUGUUCGAGCAGCGCUUCGUCACGCCGUUCACGUUCAGACGUUCGUCCAACCCCGUGGCCAGCCAGCCGGUGUCGCCGAAGACGCGUCCGUUCAGCCCGGGCUUGAGUCGGUGUGAUGAGGCGAGGCCUGAGUACCUGGAGGGUGCGGCGGAGGUAGUGUGCCCAGUGUCGACGGAGAAGGUCGAUCACGCUCGGGAGCGCGACGACCGCGAGGGGAAGCAGAAACUCGGCGGGCUCCGUGGGCUCGGGAGGAAGAUCCGCAGGAGAGUCGUGUCGCGGAGGCGGCAUGAGGAGGUGGGCUCGCACGGCUCUGGGUCGAACUAGCCGCUUGCGGCUACGGACCCUUCGUCUGCAUCUUCCAAUUUCUCUCCCCUUGCAUCGCAUCGGU